Durusdinium trenchii is the source of this 2157-nucleotide messenger RNA. The record is from the annotation of a GenBank genome assembly. NCBI's taxonomy places the organism in Eukaryota, Dinophyceae, Suessiales, Symbiodiniaceae.
AUGGCCUCCAACCUAGUAGCAAUGGCCGACACCCCACUUGCAAACACAGGACAAGAGAGCUCAAACCUGCCCAGCAGUAAAUCCCAAAAACAAGUCCAAACCCAUUCUAUCUCAGGCGAGGCUGAACUGCGGCAGCUGGGGUCCACUCCAGGCGCCAUGGUGCUCAAAGGUGCGCCGUCAUGGCAGCAGACCAUGUCAGAGUGCUUAGCCACUUAUGAUAAGCCUGAGAAUUUUCGGUUCUACAGCCGACACAGCUCACUCCUGGGGCAUGAUAUUGCUCACGUUGGCAAUCCUCAGGUUUGCACCGAUGGUGGCCACAGCUUUUUUUGGGGCCUUCUUGCGAUUCGCAUUGCAGGAAGUUUGAAGGAUGUGGCGCUGGAAUUUGGCCUUUGUGUUCCGUCUUCUUGCUCCUAUCCCGUGGUGGACACCGUCUUCGUGCCCUACCUGUUGGGACGAUACAUGGGCAAGAACUGGGGGCCCAGACAGGUGGAGAUUCAAACGCGCUGGCAUCAAGAAACCAACGAGGUGGACAAAGAGGACACUGCCUCUCACUUCAUGUUCAAGGUCGUCGCUUUACAUCCCGGAGGCGCUCCUGCAUGGUAUCAAAAUGAAUGGCCCUACAGGCAAAAACUGUGGCAAUAUCAGCCAAGCUGGUGGCCGAGCCCAGAGAACGCCAGAAUCUUGGGUUUCUUGAUGGUCCCUCCUUUGCUAGCGGGCGCCCUGUUGAGAAUGCUUGACCUAUGUGGGUUGAAGCACACUGCGCUCAGAGACGCCUUGCGCUUCUUCGCUCCACAGCGACACCUGGCGGAUCUUUGCUCCAGGAGUGCUGCAGAGGUGUCAGACCUGCACCUGCUGCGACUUGUUCUUCAGUUCUUGGUAUGUUGGCAGCACGUCAUUUUGUUGGUCGAUUGGCUGGGCAAUAGCGGCCACAGCGGAAUUGAAAGCUUUCAACCUCUCACCAGCCAAGCGGCCAAGGUGUUGGGUCGAGUGAACCACACCUUCAGUUGUUUGACGGCUUAUUUGAGCUUCCGCUCUAUGCAACGUGCCCUCCAUGGUCACCAAGGUGUUUGGGUGGGGAGCAGGGUGGCGAUCAUGUGGCUCUUGCGGCGGUGGCUUCGGCAAGCAUGUGAGCUUGGCUUUUGGAUGUUUUUCUUUCUGCGGCUCUCCCGGGAUAUCCCUUGGAAGCCUUUCCCGGAGUUUGCCCGCAUCUGGUAUCAGGACCGCCUCGAGAUGUGUGUGGCUGCGCCGCUGCGGCGUGGCUGCCAAUUUCCUCCCGAUUUGGCGCCGCCAAUGUGGAUACUGAGCCUCCUUUUUGUGUAUGCGCCGGUGAACGCGGCUCUGAAGCUUUAUGCGCCUGCUGUGACGGUGUGUCAUAAUAUGCAGAUAUUUGAGAACCUCUUUGCCGUCAGCGUGUUGGCUGCAGGAGUAGGGCUGGUGCAGCAUUGCUUUGGCCGCUUUGGCCCCUUGGUGGGCCACAUGGGCUCAACAGCUGCUGCCAUCACCUUGACUGCGCUGGGCCUUUGGUGGCAACCAGAGAUCCUCCAUGAGGGCUUUCGAGCGGGUCAUCGCUUCGUGGGCAUGACGACAGCCCACCUUUUACCCGGAGCACUUCUGUGCGCCCUGGUGCCGAACUGCUUCAGAGCUGGACGAAGUGUUGCCGCAACACUUGUAGCGUUGUCGCUCUUUGUCGAUUGGCUUGUGCUGCCGCCAACAGAGGUGGUGGACGAACAAAAGCCCGUGACAGUGGCUGAAAUGGUCUUCUCUCCGUACAAAGCUGGGAGCUUUAUUCUGAGCAAUUGCCUUCAUGCAGUUGGAAUAGCGCUGCUUCUGAACAGCAUGGAGAAAGAGCGAGAAGCGGCAGAGUCUACCAGCUGGUGGGUCCUGUUGGCGUCCAGGCUUUCUUUGGGCAUCAAUUUAUCGAAUAUUUUUGUGAUUCAUUACAUUCGUGGGCGGCUCUUGUUGAUGCCCAUCGAGUUCCAUCACAUUCAUGUGAUGGGCUACACUUUAUGGAUUUGGCUGUCCGCCGUAUUGGUGUCAAUUGUGGUCUACUGCAUGGUUACCCCGUAUUCCUGCUUGGGUGAUGCUGCGUUGAAGCGCCUGGCUGUGACCAGGAAGGAGCAUCUUAAAAAAAGUUGCGAGCAAAGCCGAAAACCGUAA